This is a messenger RNA of Agrilus planipennis (emerald ash borer), 2705 nucleotides long. RefSeq names its product zinc finger protein Xfin-like. Gene Ontology annotation, molecular function: DNA-binding transcription factor activity, RNA polymerase II-specific; RNA polymerase II transcription regulatory region sequence-specific DNA binding. Bases 279 to 2606 code for a protein of 775 amino acids. The transcript is spliced from 4 exons. Gene Ontology annotation, cellular component: nucleus. The record is from RefSeq and is a predicted model, not a curated record. Lineage: Eukaryota; Metazoa; Arthropoda; Insecta; Coleoptera; Buprestidae. Gene Ontology annotation, biological process: regulation of transcription by RNA polymerase II.
GUUACAAUAUUUUAAUACAAAUGUUCGAUUUUGCAUUUAUUUCAAGAAGAUUCAAUGUUAUUUUAUCUUUUUCUAUAUUGAAGAAACCUAUUAAAAACGGUUUUGCAAACGGAAAUUAAACAAACGAAUUUCAAUUGUUGCGUUGCUUUAGUAGCGAUUCGAAAACAAAAAUUGUUUAAGGCAAGAAAUUUUCUCAAAGUUAUCGUGCAGUUGAAAAGCAAAGCUAUUUUGAUAGAAAAUAACUGCUUUAAAGAUAUCUAGUGGUUCAAGUAGUUAAUAUGAAUAAUCCGAAUAAUAUAUUUUUAACAGUCCAUCAAUUCGAUGAGGCGGGAAACGUUAACUCGAUGCAAUAUGAAGAAGAUGUGGUUACACAAGAAGUGAUUGCUAAAAUACCAAUUUCAACAGAGGAUAUUACAUUAACACCCCAAACGAACUGGAAUUUUAUUCCAGAAAACAAAGUAAAUUUAAGUUAUCGUUAUUUAGAACCUGAGGAUUCCUCUGUUACAAUAAUAAAAAUUGGGGCAGUAGAAGACCUAAAUCCAUUAAACUAUGCCACUGAAAUAAGUACAGUAUUAAACGAUCCUGGAGACUGCAAAUCAUUUUUAAAUAAUAUAUCUAUCGUGAAACCCAAACAGCAAAGUAAAAUUCCAAACAUUCCUAUAAUGAUACGCUGCCAGAACUGUGAUACCAAUUUUCCAACAAAAUACCAAUAUCAAAGACAUCAAUGUGAAUUUAAUGCAGAAAAAGUAGUACUAAAGCCUGACGCAGAUGUGAGAGAUAUUGAUAAAGGUAUGCGAAUAAAGUACGAUUGUACAACUUGCGGUAAACAGUUCGUAAGUAAAAAUAAUUUGGAACGACAUCAAACUAGUCACAAGAACACCAAAGAAAACGUGUGUGAACACUGUAAAAAACAAUUUGUUAGCGAAAACCGUUUACGCAUUCAUAUUGAAAAUCACUGCAAAAAAGCGGGAGAUAUUUCAAAAUUUUACCGAAGUGACGUUACCGUUUGGAAAUGUACCAGAUGUACCCAAGUUUUCGCAACUCCUGCAUUUGCUAACAAACAUAGUGAAACUUGCAAUUACAAGACAUUCUCAGAAGGUGGUGAUAAUAGGAAGCUACAGGUAACGAAUAAUAAUUUGGAAGUUUGUUUGCAAAAUUUUGAAGGACAAAAAUCAGUCAGAAAUAUGAAUUCGGAAAGUUCAAAUGUGGAGGACGAUAACUGCCAACUAAACAUUGAAAAAAUAUUAACUGAGAUCCUUUUGCAAUGCGAAUUUUGCAAUCGAACAUACGCAGAAAAGAACGCGCUUUUGUCUCACCAAAAGUUACACGACACUUCAACUAAUUACGGAUGUUCAACUUGCGAUGAAACUUUUGAAUCUUAUAUAGUAGCCUGUAAACACUGGAUGAGCCAGUGUUCAGACAAAGCAAAUUUAUUUUAUUUACCGAAAAUGACCUAUUGCGAAUAUUGCGAUCGUACAUUCAAAUCUCACGAGCUCUUGUAUAAUCACAAAAUAAAAAAGAAACAUUACACUGCGAAAAUGUUCAACUCGAAGGACGUGAAAAUUCAAAUGAAUGAAAAUGAGAAAACUAAACAGUUACGCGACGAGAAUUUCAACUGCGAAAAGUUCCUCGAAGAUAAAGACAGUCUCGUGAAACUUAUAGAGAAUGUCUUGACCACGAUGACAAAAGUCUCGGAGGAAAAUAAGAUCGACAAAAUUAUCGAUACGUCGCAAGACAAUAAGGAAAAUCAACUGGAAAUAUUGGAGAAUGGAACGGUACAAGUCAAACAGGAAGUUAUUGUCAACGAAAAUGGACAAAAUGACGAUGCGGAUAAUGUAAAGAUUAAUGACAAUAAUAACAAUGAGCCUGAAAAAAAGAAACGAGGUCGAAAGCGGAAAUGGCCCAAACAGGGCAAGAUAAAGAAACCGUCUUUUGAUUUAGAAGAAUGCUACAGGUACCAAUGUGAAAGAUGUAAUGAUGUGUUUAGAAGCGUUGCAGAUCUUGAUGAUCAUAGGGAAAAACAACAUGCUUCUAGUUUCUCUUGUGACGAAUGUGGACAGGUCGUUCACAGUGCAAAAGCACUGGUUAUCCAUAGUCGAGCACACCAGAGUCUAAAACCUUACGUGUGCGAGCAAUGUGGAAGAAGUUACUCCCAAACAUCUCAUCUGUGGCAACACAUGCGUUUCCAUCAAGGUUUUUAUUUCGUUUUAUUGUUGUUUAUUAAAAUUUAUUGCAUUUUCUUGUUAUAUGUAGGAAUAAAACCGUUCGCUUGUCCUCAUGAAGGUUGUGAAGCUCGUUAUACAAUUAGACCAGAUUUAAAGGACCACAUACGUAAAGUACACACUCGUGAAAGGCCAUUCAAAUGCGCUGUUUGCAACAAAUGUUUCUUAACAGGUUCCGUUUAUUAUCAGCAUCGCCUUAUCCAUACCAACGACCGAAGAUAUGGUUGCGAUAUCUGUGAAAAGCGCUUUUUUCGAGCAGACGCACUUAAUAAUCACAGACGAAUUCAUACUGAUGAACGUCCUUUUCCUUGUGAAAUAUGCGGUCGAGAAUUUCGCCAAAAAGGAGACCGAAAUAAACACGUUAGAACCCAACAUCCCGAUUAGAGAUAACACGAUCUAUUAUACGUCCUUACUCAAUAAGUUUAAAUUUGAUAAGAUUUAAUUUUGGGAAACAAAAAAUGUGCAUAGAACAAGUACUUUUAG